AUGGCCGUCAUUAGUACCUUAUUUUGCCUCCUCCUACUGAUCUCCAUCGCGCUAGCCCUUGUCACGCAGGACACUGUCUUCGACAUCGAGUUGGUCCACCGUGACUCCCCCAAGUCACCACUGUACAAUAGCACGAUGACACCUUUCGAUCGCCUACAGGCCGCCGUCGUCCGAUCGGUCAACCGGGCUAGUUACUUGGACAAGCGCAUCGACAUGAAGACCUCCAUCGACAUAGAGCUCGGCUUGAGUUAUGAUGAUGGAGAAUUCUUCAUGGGUUUCAAGAUAGGCACGCCAAACACACAAUCUAUGUUGGGCAUCGUCACCACUGGUAGCGGACUAAUCUGGGCCAAUAGCGUUGGCUGCGAAUGCUUCAAGAAGAAUACCACCACCCUAUUCAAUCCUAAUGCAUCCCUCUCCUACACGAAGUUAUCUUGCUUAUCCGAUGAGUGCAAGAGUUUUACUCUGGCUCAUUGCAAUUUUAAUAUAAUGUGCCAGUACCGUGCCGUCUACGGUGACAACUCCAAUAUUGACGGAAUUUUAUCCUUGGAAACCUUCAGUUUCACCUCAAUAGGUACGAACCAAAAUAUCGUCAUUCCAAAUAUAGUAUUCGGCUGCAACUUUCGGUCCCAGAUCACCCUAAUUGACGACCCCGGCAGCUACAUUGGGUUGGGCCCCAGGUCGCCGUCUCUGAUCCAACAACUCGCCCCAAAGUAUAUUAGGAAGUACUUCUCCCAUUGUCUGGACAUGCUCCACGACGGAGCCAACAGCAGGCUCUUCUUGGGACGUGGCAAACAGACGAUCACCGGAAAGACGAUGGUCACGCCACUCAUGACGCAAGAUGGCUUCUACGCCGUGCAACUUCACACCAUCUCGAUCCCGGGUGAGUUCAACAUCUUGCUUACUAGGUCCAAGUUGAAAGCCGGCAACAUCAUCUUUGACUCCGGCACUGUCAUGACCUUACUGGACAGUCAAGUGUUGAACCAGUUAGUUAGGGAACUGACGGAUUAUGUUAGCUUGCCAAUUGUGAAGACGAGCGAUUACAGGUUGUGCUUCAAUGUGUCCUCGACAGAGCAAGAGGAGCAGCUGCCGGGGGUGUUGUUCUCAUUUGAUGGGACAUUGGGAAACAUCAAGAUGAGCCCUUAUAACUUGUUUAGGUGGUAUAGACCUGAUGUGAAAUGCAUGGGGAUACUGGGAACUAGUGGUAUACAGAUCUUUGGGAAUAUUAUGCAGGAAGAUCUUUUGGUUGGAUAUGAUCUAGAUAACAUGGAAUUGACCAUUACAGAGAAAAAGUGCACUGAGUUAUACAAUCCCUAA
Molecule: messenger RNA, 1314 nt
Organism: Zingiber officinale
Lineage: Eukaryota; Viridiplantae; Streptophyta; Magnoliopsida; Zingiberales; Zingiberaceae
Product: probable aspartic protease At2g35615
Exons: 1
Coding region: 1-1314 (437 amino acids)
Cellular component (GO): extracellular region
Source: RefSeq, a predicted model, not a curated record